Messenger RNA from Jaculus jaculus (lesser Egyptian jerboa), 2276 nucleotides. RefSeq names its product basic transcription factor 3 like 4 (gene Btf3l4). NCBI's taxonomy places the organism in Eukaryota, Metazoa, Chordata, Mammalia, Rodentia, Dipodidae. Bases 171 to 647 code for a protein of 158 amino acids. The record is from RefSeq and is a predicted model, not a curated record. The transcript has 6 exons.
UGAAAGAAGUCAGUGACUUUCCAGAGCCUUAAAGUGGCAGAACCUUGGUCUUCAUGACUUCAAAGUCUGCGCUUCAAUCAAUGCCUUUCCUGCAUAAGAAGUCAGGGUGGAUGGCUUAGUGGUUAUGGCACUUGACUGCAAAGCCAAAGGACUCCAGAUUCACCAACAGCAUGAACCAAGAAAAGUUAGCCAAACUUCAGGCUCAGGUCCGGAUAGGGGGCAAGGGUACAGCUCGCAGAAAGAAGAAGGUGGUACACAGAACAGCGACAGCUGACGACAAAAAACUCCAGAGUUCUCUGAAAAAACUGGCUGUAAAUAACAUAGCUGGUAUUGAAGAGGUGAACAUGAUCAAAGACGAUGGAACAGUUAUUCAUUUCAACAACCCCAAAGUCCAAGCUUCCCUGUCCGCCAACACCUUUGCGAUCACUGGUCACGCAGAAGCCAAACCAAUUACAGAAAUGCUUCCUGGAAUAUUAAGUCAGCUUGGGGCUGACAGCUUAACAAGCCUUAGAAAGUUAGCUGAACAGUUCCCACGGCAAGUGCUGGACAGCAAAGCUCCAAAGCCAGAAGACAUUGAUGAGGAGGAGGACGACGUUCCAGACCUUGUAGAAAACUUCGAUGAAGCCUCGAAGAACGAGGCUAACUGAAAUCCUUCCUGGGGGUUUGGAAGCUGGCGCGGACUGGAUGGACGAUCAGCUACGUGGUCCCGAAGCUUUGCAGACACAGGGAACAUCCACUGUUACCAGUUCAGUGAUACGGAUAUUUUGUAUAUUAAUGAUGCUGUUUGUUCAGCAUUUUCUUGGUCAUUUGAUUUUUUUUUUUUUUUUCAUUUUGCAUUUUGCACUUCUUCCCAGGGUCUUUUCUUUUAGUCAGAAUAUGAAGCGCGUCGUUGCAGCUUGAGGGUAUUUUGGGUUCUGAACCUUCUGUUGCGGUUUGGGGGGGAGGGGUGCUCUUGGUGUACGUAUGUAUGUAUGUAUAGGUGUGCGUGUGUGUGUGUGUGCACGGUGGAGAGCAAAUUGGAAAACAGCUCUAUUUAUCCUCUUCCUUCCCCCAGUAGAAAUAAAACAAAUCUUUACAUUUGUUAUUAUUAUUAUUUUUGUUUUGAACAAUGCACUAGUCUAAAGUGAAUAUCUGAUUUCGUAUUUAAAGCGAUUCUUGACCAUUGGAGAUUGGUAAAACUGGCGUGGAUAACUGUCAUGUUAUUUUUAAUAUUUCUCAGUGGAAACUGUCCUGAGGCACUUGUCUACCCAAGUGUUUUCUAUCCCCAACUUCUUCCUAGUCCUUCUGUUAACCUCUCCUGUCCCCCGAGUGGACCAGUCGGCCUUUCCUCCUCAUCUCCUGCCUAGCUUGAGAAGGGUGCUGCCCAUGUAGAGUUGAGCGAGUGCCUACUCCCUGAUUUUGUAAGAUUUCAGUUCCUCAUCUUAAAGAACAGGUCCAUCGUUAACCAUUUAUUCCCCCUCAUUUGACAGUUUGGGCAGACCUCAAACUGCAAUAGCUAGCAUGUGCUUGCUAAAUAACGACGCCGGCCUUAUCCUGUGUCCUAGCUGUUCUGGGUCGCAGGCACCAGAAGGCUGCUUUUUCAGCAAGGCUGGAAUUCAGAAGCCCCUUCUGAACGAGAAGAACUGGGGCCACAGGCCUCCCCUAGAGUCAGCGAGCAUUCUGUGAAAUGGCACUUGCCCCGGGAGGGUUUCUUCAGUCAUUCUCCUACUCUUGGCCUUGAACCUACCUCUGAGUUAGAGCUUAUUAGUGAUGAGAACCGCUCACAACACCCUCCUGCAUACUUGGAAUAAUGCUUUGGGGGAGCACUAUAAAACACACUAUUUAUUUUCUUUUUAAACCUCCUCUCAGAAGAGUAGGAGUUGUAUUCAUUCACUCACGUUUUCUCUUGCUGUUUGAUAAAAGCUUACCUUUUGCAUAUCAGCAUUUCUUAUAGACAGUAUCUUAGGGUAAGAGUUUAAAAUCUGUCCUUUCCUGGCCCAUCCCCAAGCUGACUGCAGCUUACCCUUGCGGCAUGCCAACUUGUUUCAACCUAGUGACCUUCCCUUCCUAGCUAGUGUGAGACCAACAGCCCCAGGAGAUCUACAGAGAGGAAGGCAAUGAUGCCCUCGUUUUUUUUGUUUGUUUGUUUGUUUUUCUAGCCAAACACUUUACAUUUUUAUUUUAAAUCUGUUGGGUUUUCUUUUCCUGUUAUGUUUUAUAUAUUACAUGGACUUAAGAAAGUAACAUUAAUAAAAUAAUAAUACAAAAGAGGAGCUUGACCCCUCUUGUGCCUCUCU